Tachysurus vachellii is the source of this 2064-nucleotide messenger RNA. RefSeq names its product LBH regulator of WNT signaling pathway, like (gene lbhl). The transcript has 4 exons. Lineage: Eukaryota; Metazoa; Chordata; Actinopteri; Siluriformes; Bagridae. Gene Ontology annotation, biological process: positive regulation of DNA-templated transcription. The record is from RefSeq and is a predicted model, not a curated record. Bases 247 to 735 code for a protein of 162 amino acids. Gene Ontology annotation, cellular component: nucleus.
ACCAGGGAGUGGGAGAGGACUCAAGAGAGACAGAUGAAUGGAAAAAAGUGUCAGAGUUUGUACAUUUGACGAUGAACAGGUUGCUUUUGUAUUUGGGAAGAGAGUCUAGGAAUAUUGAAUAUUGACCUGCAGGUCACGUCUCAGCUUCAUCUUCAUUUCCCAUGUUUACGGAUCACCCCAGGUCUUAAUACAGAGAGACCACAGAGCUCCUCAGCUGGACCUGAACCUUUUUUUCUUAUUAGCUGGAUGAACAGAGCCUGUAUGGAGCACGGCAGCAUAGCAGAGGACGCCUGUAUCUCCACAGGAUGUGUGGAGGAUGUAACAACCCUGGACUCGGUUAUGUAUGAAAUUCCACUGCAGAAAAAACGGGACAAACUGCCUUUUCAGAUCUUUCCAGACCCGGUGGAGGUGGUGCUGCACCCAGAGGGAACUCUGGUAUGUGUCCCUCAGGGGAAAGAGCGUCUUCCCUCCAUCGUGGUGGAGCCAACAGACAUCAGUGAGGUGGAGAGCGGCGAGCUGCGCUGGCCUCCGGAGCAGGGAGACUCUGAGGAUGACGACCUGUUUUUGGAGCAGUGUAUCCCGCCAGCUAACAUUGCUGACUGGGGGGAGGAAGAUGAGGAUGAGUCCAUCAUCAUCAGCAAUCAGCCAAGCACCUCCCUGUUGGAGCUUCAGACAGAUGAUUUCAGAGAUAACACCCCAACACUUCUUCCUGAGAAUGUUCCUGCAUUAAACUGAACAACUGCAUCACACUCCAGCCCUUGCCUUGGUCACAAAAACACAUUUGGUCCAAUUUAAAGAACUUUUUCUUAAUUCUUUUUUUUUUAAUUUUGUACUAAGUAAGCACCAGUAAACAAUUCUGACUUCAGUCUUCAGUAUUGCAUUCUGAACGAGGAACUAAUACAAGCCUUCCAUGACAUCAAUCAUCCUACUUGUGUGUCAGAGAACUGCGCAAUUUGUGAGAACGGCACAUAUUCUGCGCAUCACAGCAACUUCCAUUUCCUGUUCCUCUUUCACUGACCUUUUUAAUCUAUGCAAGUCACCUGUCUUAGUAAAUAUGAUAAAAAAUAACUUUCUUUUUUCCUAAACACAUGUUUUUCUGAAUGAAAUAAUUCUGUUGUGUCAGAAUUCGCUGAAUGACAGAAAAUCUGUUGUGUUUUACGGAACCGGCAACUCUAAUAAGGACUUUAGCUUCAUUAAAAAAUAAAAUAAAUAAUAUUUGAAUUCACUGUAAAGACAAAUCCUAGCUAACUACCUAUGUCCAAUAAGUAGCUAGACAAAAAUGUCUGUGCCAAUAAAUUAAAUUCAGUUCAAUUUUAUUUGCAAAGCGCUUUUAACAAUCAACAAUAGUAAAAAAAAGAGAUUAUUGUUAUACAGAAGUUCAAGAUUAAUAUUAGACUUCUAUUUAAAUGUGUUUGUAUUUAUCCCUAAUGAGCAAGUCUGAGGUGACUGAGACGACUACGGCAAGAAUAAAUCUUUUAGAUGGAAGAGGAAGAGUGUUGUUAUGAAUAAUGUCUUUUCUACAGUCAGAUACAGUCUGACAAUUGUGUAUUGAUUAGGAGGUUGUUGUAAUUAAAGACCACAUGGAGUUGGAAUCUUCUCUUUAAAUGUCCAAAAUACUCAUGGCAUGAAAUCCAACUGGAGCUGAUACAAUCUCCAUGGGAUCUGUAGAAAAAGAGAAACUAGCUUGCAUAUCCUUGUAUUUUGUUAAUUAUGUUAACCACCAUUUGACCACCAGGUAAAUCAUUUAGUUUAUAUGAUUCUAAUUAACUUAUAUUAGCUAGUUCAUUUGCUAUUAGCUUGCAAAAAGUUUGCUUGCUACUGUCGCUGCCACUAACAGGAUUUAGCUUCCUUUCAGCUGUUGUUACACUUAGGUUCCUUUGGGCCUUUGCUACUAUUAAUGGACAAAAAAGGAAAAUCAAUUAAUCAAUCAAUCAAUCAAUCAAUCAAUCAAUCAAUCAAUCAAUCAAUCAGUCAACCAAUCAAUCUAACCUAAGUGUAUGUAAAAUGUGUGUUUUUUUUUUUUUUUAAUAAUUAUAAUAGAAUUGUUGUAAACGUUAAUAAAAC